Engraulis encrasicolus (European anchovy) is the source of this 412-nucleotide messenger RNA. Its product is annotated as cystein proteinase inhibitor protein salarin-like. The transcript has 5 exons. The record is from RefSeq and is a predicted model, not a curated record. Lineage: Eukaryota; Metazoa; Chordata; Actinopteri; Clupeiformes; Engraulidae. Bases 19 to 306 code for a protein of 95 amino acids.
GACCUAGCCUAAACGUCCAUGGAGAAAAAAACAAAGAUGGCUUCUAACAACGAUGAUGCUGCCAUCGAUAAGGAGUUCCAAGAUUGGAAGGUUGAAUAUGGGAGACAUUACCGUGACGCUGAAGAGGAGGCCAUGCGUAAAGCAAUCUGGCUGAAGACGCGUGAUCGUGUUCUGGCCCACAACGCACGGGCUGAGCAGGGCUUGGAGACCUGGAAAAUGGGACUUAAUAAUUUCUCUGACAUGAGACCUGAAGAAAUGCCAAAAAAAGGCCUCAUCCUCCCAGACAAGCCAGACAACCACAGCUGAGAGAUGAAGGCCUUUGCAAUGACAACCACCGAUAUCAUUACAUUUCUGCUGGAUGUAAUCAUGUAAAUUGGAUGCAAAUUAAACUUUUGUGUUUGUAAAACUUUUA